Molecule: messenger RNA, 1347 nt
Organism: Aspergillus tanneri
Lineage: Eukaryota; Fungi; Ascomycota; Eurotiomycetes; Eurotiales; Aspergillaceae
Product: lytic polysaccharide monooxygenase AA11 family protein
Exons: 1
Coding region: 1-1347 (448 amino acids)
Source: RefSeq, a predicted model, not a curated record
AUGUUCUCCAAGGCUUUCGUUGCCACGCUCUUGGGUAUCUCCGCCGUCGAGGCCCACAUGCUCAUGAGCUCGCCCGUUCCAUAUGGUCGGGACUCUCUCAACAACUCUCCUCUGGAGGCGGACGGCAGUGACUUCCCAUGCAAGCAGCGACCUGGUGUCUACGAUGUCACCAAGAUGAAUGAGCUCACCAUCGGUCAGGAGAACCCCCUCACCUUCAAGGGCAGCGCAGUCCACGGUGGCGGUUCUUGCCAGGUCAGUCUGACCAAGGACAUGGAGCCCACCAAGGACUCGAAGUGGAUGGUCAUCAAGUCCAUCGAGGGUGGAUGCCCCGCCAACGUCAAUGGCAACUUGCCGGCCAACCCUGAUGGCUCCGGUGCCACCGAGUUCAAGUAUACCAUUCCCGAAGGUAUCGAGCCCGGCAAAUACACGCUUGCCUGGACCUGGUUCAACCGCAUUGGAAACCGCGAGAUGUACAUGAACUGCGCUCCCGUCACUGUCAAGGGCGGAGCUAAGCGCUCUCCAGCUAAGCGCGAUGGCGACUUCCCCCCAAUGUUCGUCGCCAAUGUCAACGGAUGCACGACCAAGGAAGGCGUCGACAUUCGCUUCCCGAACCCUGGUAAGGAAGUCGAGUACGCCGGUAACCCUUCGAACCUCGCCCCUGAGGGCAGCAAGGCCUGCACUGGCUCUCCUUCUUUCGGUGGUGAUGGCAAUGCCGCAGGCUCCGGUGGCUCCUCCGGUGGCUCUGGCUCUGGCUCUGGCUCUGGCUCUGGCUCGGGCUCGGGCUCGGGCUCUGGCUCUGGCUCUGGCUCUGGCUCUGGCUCUGGCUCUGGCUCUGGCUCUGGCUCUGGCUCUGGCUCUGGCUCGGGCUCUGGCUCUGGCUCUGGCUCUGGCUCUGGCUCUGGCUCGAACGGCUCGAAUGGCUCGAAUGGCUCGAACGACUCUGGCCCUCAGGCUCCUUCUUCUAGCGCCCCUGGUGGUGUCUUCGUCCCUGAGCCCACUCACCCUGCUCCCACCAACCCCCCGAAUGAGGGCUCUGGCUCCGGCAAUGGCUCUGGCUCCGGCAAUGGCUCUGGCUCCGGCAAUGGCUCUGGCUCCGGCAAUGGCUCUGGCUCCGGCUCCGGCGCUGGCGCCCAAUCUGGCGCUUGCUCCACCGAGGGCCAGUGGAACUGCAUUGACGGCUCUAGCUUCCAGCGCUGUGCUAGUGGCCAGUGGACUGCCGCCCAGGCCAUGGCUAUGGGCACCAAGUGCACUCCUGGCCAGGGUUCUGAUCUCUCCGUCGCUGCCUUGAAGCCUCGCAUGCUCCAGGAAAUGCGCCGCCACAAGCGCCACGUUGCUCAUCACGCGUAA